GAGACGCUUAUCAGUGCCAUUCAUCAUUCAUUCCUCCCUUAAUUUGCUUUCCUGUAGGAUCAGCAGCAGAGCUAAUUGCCCCAUCGAUUUAGAAGAGCUCUCUCCACUAGUAAGCUACCUAUGGCACGUUUCUCUUCUUUCCUCGUGAUCGCUGCGGUGGCAGCCAUGGCAUUUGUAGCCAUUGCCCGCCCCUACGAACCUUCUGGCUGGAUUACCGUUCCUAAUGUGGAGAAGGACAGCCAUGUCCAGUACUUGGGCAAGUUCGCUGUUACAAGGUAUAAUGAGCAGACUAAGGCUUACCUCGAGUUCAUUCAGGUGACAGAAGCACAAGUACUUGACCGCGGCACCGAACACUACACAUACAAGUUGGUGAUCAAGGUUCAUGAUGGCUACGCUGUCAAGUUUUUCAAGAGCGAAGUGUUCCAAGAUCUGUCAGCACCUGGCCAGCCCCCCGUCCUCAACUUGGGUUACUUCAUCCCCUCGUAUUAGCAUUCAAGAUUAUGACAUUCCACAUGGAUGCUAUAUUGCCUUCCAAUCUUUCUAUUACGAAAAUAAGAACUGUGUCAUGAAAUGAUGAGGCACGUCAGUUGUCUGCGACAAGGAAUAAAAUCUCUGUUUAUCGUCUUC
Nymphaea colorata (pocket water lily) is the source of this 627-nucleotide messenger RNA. RefSeq lists its product as uncharacterized. Lineage: Eukaryota; Viridiplantae; Streptophyta; Magnoliopsida; Nymphaeales; Nymphaeaceae. Gene Ontology annotation, molecular function: cysteine-type endopeptidase inhibitor activity. Bases 121 to 489 code for a protein of 122 amino acids. The record is from RefSeq and is a predicted model, not a curated record. The transcript has a single exon.